This is a messenger RNA of Cynoglossus semilaevis (tongue sole), 3555 nucleotides long. RefSeq names its product beta-1,4-N-acetyl-galactosaminyl transferase 1a (gene b4galnt1a). The transcript has 11 exons. Bases 365 to 1960 code for a protein of 531 amino acids. Gene Ontology annotation, cellular component: Golgi membrane. NCBI's taxonomy places the organism in Eukaryota, Metazoa, Chordata, Actinopteri, Pleuronectiformes, Cynoglossidae. The record is from RefSeq and is a predicted model, not a curated record. Gene Ontology annotation, molecular function: acetylgalactosaminyltransferase activity. Gene Ontology annotation, biological process: ganglioside biosynthetic process.
AACGUUAACAUAUUAAUGGAAAUCCACAUGAUUGAAACAGCUGGUUGUGUUAGCAAAUUACACAUAUAACUCGUUUUUUUUUCUGCAGAACUCAUAUUCGACCGAACAGUGUUUUGUUUACCUGGGCAACAAGAGAUUAGACAGGACAAACUAUUGCCUUCACGCAGCCUCUUGUGAAUAUAUCCAUAUAAGUAUUUCGACAUGUGAAAACGGAUUUACUUCACUUGCAUUUUGAGUUGAUGAGCCUUUGACGAGCAGAGGUCAAUAUUUUUGGACAGGCAGCGGGAAGUGGAGCAUAAGCAACGUUGUCUCUCCCUCAGCUUGUCAUUUGACUUGAGUGUCCACGGAAGUCACUACAGCAACGAUGCUGAAAACCAAAAAGAAGUGUUUAGGACUGAUUAUUUUCUGUAUGAGUGCGCUGCUAGCCUUGUUUCACGCUUGGACCAGUGGAACCAGCCAAACAGUUGACAUACUGCCCAGGGACAGCGGUGCACUAGAAAACAGUAUUGCCAAACAAAUAAAGGAUUUCACCCGUGGAUACGAUGGUAUCAGCUACCACAUAAAAGGAGAGGUGGCACGUCAGCUGGCUCUGAAUUCGUGCGUGUGUGUGGCUGAUAAAGAGUCCUUUCAGUUGCCCUUCUCUAAUCUGCUCUUUCCACGAGUGUGGGCCUACAACGUGGAUGCUGCAUAUCUGGAGUCCCACCAUGACUCUGAGGGCGUGAAGCGUCACAGAGCUCAGGAGUACAACAGCUUUCAGAGGAGGUCGUACAAUCCGGCAGAUGCUCUAAUCAUCACUGAGGCCAACAGUCCCCUGCAGUAUCCCACUCAGGGGGUUGAGGUGCGACCACUGAAAACAAUCGUUAUACCUGGUUUGGCUUUAAAGGAAAAAAUCAAACCAAACCAUGUGGUGUAUUUAACAGCAACUCUGGGUGUGUUCAAUGUUGCUGCUACAGUGGACGCUGUCUCGGUGGAAGGAGCAGGACAGACGCACAUGAACCUGUCCAGUCCUCUCCUUGAUAAUCUGAACAGGCAGCUUCAGUUUGUCACCUACAGAAACACAAUUUUCCAUCCAAAGACGGCAGAUACAGUCAAAUUUGCCACCAAAGGUCACCAAGCUUUUUUUAACAUUAAAGUUGGACACGGACUUAUGCCCAGACUUUACAGUUCUGGACACCAAACAGAGUAUAAUAUCAGCGCUCUUGUUACCAUUGCCACCAAGACUUUUCUGCGCUACGACAAACUCAAAGAUCUGAUCGACAGCGUUCGUCUCUACUAUCCCACCGUCAACAUUGUGAUAGCGGAUGACAAUAAACAGCCUCAGACCGUGAGCGAACCUCACGUCGAGCAAUACAUCAUGCCAUUUGCAAAGGGCUGGUUCGCUGGACGAAACCUGGCAGUAUCUCAAGUGACCACCAAGUACGUGCUGUGGGUGGACGAUGACUUUAUAUUUAGUGCGGACACCAAGUUGGAGAAGAUGGUGGACAUACUGGAGAAGACUACUCUGGAUCUGGUUGGUGGCGCUGUCAGAGAAGUAACUGGUUACACUGCAUAUUACCGUCACACUAUUUCAGUGGAGCAAGGCGGAGAAGAGGGUGACUGUCUACACAUCAGAAAAGGCUACCACCACGUCAUUGAAGGAUUUCCCAACUGUGUUGUAGCUGACGCUGUCAUCAACUUCUUCAUGGCCCGUACAGACAAGAUGCAGCAGGUGGGCUUUAACCCCCGCCUGGCACGACAAGCCCAUCUGGAGUUCUUUAUCGACGGCCUGGGCUCUCUCCACGUCGGCUCCUGUAGUGAUGUCAUCGUCGACCACGCCUCUAAGAUCAAGCUUCCCUGGACUGAAACGGACGCACAAAAAGCCUAUAAAAAUUACCGUUACACUUCCACCGACGUCAAUAAAAAUCUCCAUGAUGAAGUCUUCUACUUCAGGAACAGGUUCAAGUGCAUGUCCAGUCACUGAGGACAACCGCUGACCUGUUUUUAAGAGGGUAGAAGUGAGGUCUGCCCUCUGCUGGCACUAAAGUGAACUCCAAAGUUUUUGUGUUUUGUUUGCACACAGUCAUCCUGAAGGACUUGCCAUAGUCAAAGUAUGACCUGGCCUUUAAUGCCUCAUUUCCUGGCACAGAUGCAGCCAUUCCAGUACAGUGGUGGCUUGGGUCUGGAAGGCUUCAGGUUCGAGUCAACCAGCUGCCAAGUUACCACUGAGCAUGGCACCGUCACCACACACUGCUGCCCACUGUUCACUUUGGUGAUGGGUUAAAAACAGAGGUUUGGUUGUGUGCAGUGAAGUGCUGUGGCACAAUGACAAGUAGUUCACUUUCCUUUUUCCUUCCUUUUGCUUCCACUAGGGGGCGGUAAUGCACCUAAAGUUUGUUUUCUAGCUGCAGCAGUUGUCCAGGGCAUUGUACGAAUGUGGGUCACGUCACACCACUGACUCUGUGUGAGAACGUCAUUACAUUAAAAAUGUGUAAUCACAGCUAUUAAACUGGUGAAAGAAAUCUGACUGUAAGGCUUUUAAUUUGGGUUUUUUUUCUCAAUUGACGUCUGUCUGGCCUGUACACUUGCCCACACUAACUGGUAACUGAUCUGACCCUUGUAAGACAGAGUCAUGGACAGCUUCUUACCAACAGUUGUCAGAUUGGUACAAGCUAGGUACUGUUUUGCACUUUAUAAGAAAUUAAGUCUUGUCAUUGUGACACAGCACACAACCAAAUGUGACCUCUGCUUCACAGCUGCCCACUGUUCACUUUGGUUUAAGCCCGGGGAGCAGUGUGAGAGGACGGUGCCAGGCUCAGAGCACCUCAGUUGUAACUUGGCAGCUGGUGGACUCGAACCUGAAGUCUUCCAAAACCGAGUCCGCUUCCUUAACCACCACUGCCCCGAGGAGGAAAUACUCCCUCUGUUGGCAGAAAGAAUGUGGAUGUAGUAUACUGACUUCUGUUGGUAUUUGGGUUUGGUAAGUGUUUGAGAAAGUUUUAAGACAAACUACUGUUUUAAACAAUGCUACUGUAUAUUGCACUGACAAUUUUAAUUAUCGCUUUAUUGAACUCUGAGCGAUAGAAGAUAAAUGUGAAAAUAGAUUUUGACUCUGGCGCCCUCUGUUGUAAAAACAACACAUGCUUUACUUAGGCAUCAUUAUGUAUAUAAUUCAUGAAAAAGGGUUGAAAAAAAAUUACUUUGUAAUAUUGCCUCGGUGGUGUGGAAGGGGAAAAAACAACAAAUUCACUGUUUUUCAACCUCCUUAAACUUAUGUUUGAAACAUGACGCUAAGUUUUAAAAUUAAACCUCCUACAAAAUAUAAAGUAUUUUUUCGAAAAAACGAACACGUUUCAAAAAACGAUAAAAUAUCUAUCUUUUAGAUAUGUUUUGUAUUUAUAUUUUUGACUUAUUUUUUAAGAACGUGACUUCCGGUCAGAAUCGUACAGGUGGGAGUUCAAGGAAAAAAGCUGUAAUUUUGAACUUUUACCAAAAGAUGGCGACAAAAGAACAGCCCAUGUAAUGUUUUCCGGGUUGUAAUUUUUUUUAAGUAACGGCAGUAAAAUGUUUGAAUGACAA